This is a messenger RNA of Cajanus cajan (pigeon pea), 898 nucleotides long. RefSeq lists its product as uncharacterized. The record is from RefSeq and is a predicted model, not a curated record. NCBI's taxonomy places the organism in Eukaryota, Viridiplantae, Streptophyta, Magnoliopsida, Fabales, Fabaceae.
CAAGGACUGUCUCAAGAGUAUAUAAUUAUAUACCAUCACUCACCCUCACCAUUUACAACCACCCAAAUUCAUGAUCGAUAACAUGACUGCUACUGCUGAUCAAUGCAUGCAGUUUUAUCAACAACCUCUCAUGGAUGGCAUGGCUAUGGAUCUAGGAUUCAUGGAUGCAACCAUGUCAUCAUCAGAGGGCAUACUAAGCCCAAGCAAUUCUCACAACAAAACAGCAAGUAGUGGCCACCACUUAACUCCAAAGGGUGGUGCAAUAUUCAAACCAAUCAGAAGGAGAUCUAGAGCUUCCAAGAGAACUCCCAUUACCCUUCUCAAAGCCAAUACCUCCAAUUUUAGGGCAUUAGUACAACAAUUCACUGGGUGCCCUACCACAAUAACAACCAUGUCCUUGGCAAUCCAUAAGGGUCCCAUUACCUUAAAUUUCCAACAAGGUGGAAAACAACAGAUUCAGCAUCACGCAAAAAUAACAAGAGCAAUGCCACCAUUUGGAUCCAUAAGUUCUAAUAACCAGGUGCACCAAGUUUCUGUGCCACUUCCUUGGCAUCAUAAGCAACCAGAACAACUUCCUAAGCAACAGUUGAUGCAAGAGCAACAAAGUAACAGUCUUCCAAGUUCGGGUAACUCAUAUAGGCCAAUUAGUUGCAUGGAUGAUGGAUUUCUCUUUGAUAAUGAUUCUAGUUUGCAAGAACUAACCCUGAAUGCCAUCUCCAAUGAUAUCCAUGGUUUAUUUAUGUGAUGAAAAUUAAUGUCGAUAAAGGAUUCAAUAAUGUAAUAAUUGUAUCUUAGGAAAUUGUUAUGCAAAGUUGACUCCACUUCAGUCAACAGUUAUGCAUGAAAUAUAUCAUAAAUAAAUUAAUGUUUGCCAGCCUGUAAUACGCUUUAAUUUAUU